Messenger RNA from Triticum turgidum subsp. durum (durum wheat), 1506 nucleotides. Lineage: Eukaryota; Viridiplantae; Streptophyta; Magnoliopsida; Poales; Poaceae. The record is from the annotation of a GenBank genome assembly.
AUGGACAAUGAGCUCGGUAAGGGGGUGGGAAACCAGGCGAAGCUCUUGUACCGUCGUCUCGUCGGCCAACGGCCUCAUCUUCUCGCCCUCACGCUGCUCCUCGUCGUAUCUUGGCUGGUGCUAAUGACCCUGCUGUCACUUGACGGCGUGUAUGCCCUUUUGCACGGCGCACAUGGCGUCAUGGCCGUGUCUGUAGCAGGCGCAGUGGCGGCUGCCUACGUUUACGCCUUGUCGUUGCGGCCGGUGUACCUGGUGGACUUCGCCGGCUACAAGCCUGCGCCGGCGCACGAGUUGACCCGCGCCCGCACCAUCCACCGCUACGGACUAACUGGUGUGUUCACCGCAGAGAGCAUGAGUUUCCAGAAGAGGGUUCUGGAGCGGUCAGGGCUCGGCGAGGCGACCCACCUCCCUGCAUCUAUUAUCAGGGUGCCGCUCGACAUAUGCCUCCGCACGGCGAACGAGGAGUCCCACGCCGUGGUUUUCGGUGUGAUCGACCACCUGCUGGCCAAGACCCGCGUGCGGCCGGACGACAUCGGUGUGGUCAUCGUGAACUCCAGCCUCUACAGCCCCACGCCGUCCUUCACCUCGCUCGUGGCGAACCGCUACUGCUUGCGCGACGAUGUCGUCACCCACAACCUUAGCGGCAUGGGCUGCAGCGCCGGCGUCAUCGCUAUUGACCUCGCCAGGCACCUGCUUCAGGUGUACCACGACACAUACGCACUGGUUGUCAGCACGGAGAAUAUCACCCUAAACGCCUACUUGGGCAACACCCGGCCCAUGUUGGUGACCAACAUGCUGUUCCGGGUGGGGGGCGCGGCAGUUCUUCUGUCGAACCGCUGCAACGAUCGGCGACGCGCCAAGUACCAGCUGAUCCAUACGGUGCGCACGCACCAUGGCCCUAGCGACAAGAGCUACGCGUGCGUGACGCAGGAGGAAGACGAGGUCGGCAACUUGGGCGUGUCACUUUCCAAGGAUCUCAUGUCCGUGGCCGGCGACGCGCUCCGCACCAACAUUACCACCCUUGGCCCCCUUGUUCUACCGCUACGUGAGCAGCUCCGGUUCCUUGGCGCCGUCGUGCUCAAACGGGUGUUCGGUACGACAGUGAUGUCGUGCCUCCCCGACUUCACUCUGGCGCUGGAGCACUUCUGCAUCCACGCGGGGGGGCGAGGCGUGCUGGACGAGCUGCAGAGAAGCCUGAAGCUUGGUGAGUGGCACAUGGAACCAUCGAGGAUGACCCUCUGCAGGUUCGGCAACACGUCGAGCAGCUCGCUGUGGUACGAGCUCGCCUACUGCGAGGCCAAGGGCAGGAUCAAGAGGGGAGACCGCGUGUGGCAGAUUGCGUUUGGCUCCGGGUUCAAAUGCAACAGCGCGGUGUGGAAGGCGCUCAGGACGGUCGACGGCGCCGUUGCCGUGGAGGAGGGAAGCCCCUGGGCGCAAGACAUCGACGUUCUUCCGCUCCAUGUGCCCAAGGUGACGCCCAUCGAUGAAGAUGUACCAGCUGUGUAG